This is a messenger RNA of Theobroma umbraticum, 2398 nucleotides long. RefSeq names its product K+ efflux antiporter 5 (gene KEA5). Gene Ontology annotation, cellular component: membrane. Lineage: Eukaryota; Viridiplantae; Streptophyta; Magnoliopsida; Malvales; Malvaceae. The record is from RefSeq and is a predicted model, not a curated record. Gene Ontology annotation, biological process: proton transmembrane transport; potassium ion transmembrane transport. Gene Ontology annotation, molecular function: potassium:proton antiporter activity.
AAAAAGAUUUUCUUUAAUAUCACGCGACCUGCUAUCGUCACAUGUAUGAUCCCGCCUGGACAGUUAAAAUCUCAAUUAACGAACCCAAGCUACGUCUAUAAACCUCCCUUUUUCGAUCCAGAUUUCCAGUUUAACCGAAUAUCUCUACACACAUUACCCCCCUUACUCUUUUCUUUCUGUGCAAAAUUUGUUUCAAAUACUUUAAAGAAAGAAGAAGAAAAAGGGGGAGAGAGAGAGAGAGAGAGAGGGAGAUUCACGGAAUCGAUGACGAUCCUCUCCGCAAGACGUGGAGUGUUUGGAUGCGCGUACUGUUUGGUGAUUAUAUUGUUGUGCGCGAGGAUAUGCGUAUCCGCGAGAUCUGAUGAGGAAAUCCGGGAAAGGUUUUACGGUAACCUGGUGAAUUCGUCGGCGUCGGAUACCGGGGAAGAGAGUAUAGCCAAAAUGUUCGAUCGGGUUCUUGACAAAGAGUUCCCCGAAAAUGAUCAGUCCGAAGGAUCUGAUGCAAGCAGUUUCAACACUAGUGUAGCCGAUCAGCAAGCUGUGCUGGAGACUGUGGCUAAAAUCACUCAUGAGAAGACAAAGAGAAAUGAUACUCAAGAGGCAAAUGGCACAAGAUCAUUCCAGAUUCAAGAUGUAUUUUCCCUAGAAAAUGAAGAUUCAGAUGAGACAACAACUUUGAUUGACAAAAAGGAUAAUGUGUUUGUAAUGUCAAAUAAAAAAUCCAAGUAUCCGGUACUCCAAGUCGAUUUGAGAUUGAUUUCAGAUCUGGUGGUUGUCAUAGUCUCUGCUGCCAUUGGUGGUAUAAUCUUUUCAUGUUUGGGGCAACCGGUUAUUGUGGGCUAUCUUCUUGCGGGUUCACUUAUCGGACCAGGGGGUUUGAAAUUCAUUAGCGAAAUGGUACAGGUUGAAACUGUUGCACAGUUUGGUGUUAUCUUUCUUCUUUUUGCUCUUGGGUUAGAGUUUUCUUUGGCAAAGUUGAAAGUUGUGGGGCCAGUUGCUGUUCUUGGAGGUCUACUUCAGAUUGUGAUAUUUAUGUGCUUAUGUGGCAUAAUUGCGGUGUUAUGUGGAGCAAAAUUGUCUGAGGGUGUAUUUGUUGGCUCCUUCCUCUCAAUGUCAUCAACUGCAGUUGUUGUGAAGUUUUUAGUAGAACGGAAUAGCACUAAUGUUCUUCAUGGUCAAGUUACUAUUGGGACUCUAAUUUUUCAGGAUUGUGCUGUUGGUUUGUUAUUUGCUUUGCUCCCGGUUUUGGGUGGUAGCAGUGGCCUACUACAUGGAAUGAUUUCAGUGGGAAAGUUGAUGCUGGUAUUAUCGAUAUAUCUCACUGUUGCAUCUGUAUUGUCUUGGUCAUUUGUUCCUCGCUUCCUAAAGUUAAUGAUACAGAUAUCAUCUCAAACAAAUGAACUUUAUCAGCUUGCCGCUGUGGCUUUCUGCUUAUUGUCUGCUUGGUGCAGUGAUAAGCUGGGUCUCAGCCUUGAGUUGGGUUCAUUUGUAGCUGGAGUUAUGAUAUCUACUACUGACUUUGCACAGCACACUUUAGACCAGGUGGAACCAAUACGCAAUCUAUUUGCAGCUCUCUUCCUUUCUGGAAUUGGGAUGCUCAUACAUGUUCAUUUUCUCUGGAACCAUGUGGAUAUAUUGCUAGCAGCUGUUAUUCUAGUUAUUGUUGUUAAGACAGCUGUUGCUGCUGUGGUCACCAAGGCUUUUGGAUAUAGUUUUAGGACAUCUUUCCAUGUUGGAGUGUUGCUUGCUCAAAUUGGAGAAUUUGCUUUUGUUCUUUUAAGUCGUGCCUCAAAUCUUCACCUUGUUGAGGGAAAGAUGUAUCUUCUUCUCCUUGGAACAACUGCUCUUAGUCUGGUAACAACUCCUCUUUUGUUCAAAUUGAUACCUAAUGUGAUGAACUUGGGUGUCCUUUUACAAUGGUUUCCCUCAGAGAACAGCUCACAGAAUGAGGAGAAAGUUUCCAUCAUUGAAGCACAUAACAGAUUAUUGUGACUUUCCGAUAUGAUCAUAGUCUGCUUAUACUGGUGUUAGAAUUUAGGGCUUUAGAUGUUAUUGUUGGGGUUUCUGAUCACACGGCACGAUGUCGCUUCCACUGCAUAUCAGCUGAAAGUUCUCAUGUACACUAAUAUAUUCUUUAUUAUUCUUUGUAUAUUGUAUAUAGAUGAUUUUGUAUUUUGAGCCAUCACGAGUUCAUUCUUCUCCUGGUGUCAUGUUGUAACCCUAUACCAAAAUUCUGCUGUAAGAUUGCUUGCUUGACAGGUAUUCUUGCCUCUUGGGGGGCAAAAGGGUUAUACUAGAUCAUUAUUUACAGAAGAAAAUGUCUCCUUUUGGGACAAAUUUAUGAACCUUUACCGAGCUUCAUAUUUGGAUUCUACAUCGAAGUCUAUAUCUUUAUUAA